Molecule: messenger RNA, 2690 nt
Organism: Mauremys mutica (yellowpond turtle)
Lineage: Eukaryota; Metazoa; Chordata; Testudines; Geoemydidae
Gene: DGAT2
Product: diacylglycerol O-acyltransferase 2
Exons: 10
Coding region: 165-1349 (394 amino acids)
Biological process (GO): triglyceride biosynthetic process
Cellular component (GO): endoplasmic reticulum membrane
Molecular function (GO): diacylglycerol O-acyltransferase activity
Source: RefSeq, a predicted model, not a curated record
CCCCCGCCCCCAGGCCGGCCGAUAUAAAGCAGUGCGGCGCGGCCGGCCGGGUUGUGCGCGGCGCUGGCUGGGUCGGUGCAGCGGGCCGGACUCUGCCUCCCACAGACGCCCCGGCCCCAGCGGGGCGCGUUAUGGACCUGCCCGGGGGGCGCCGACGCUGAGCCAUGAUGAAGACCAUCAUCGCCGCCUACUCGGGCGUCUUGCGAGUUUCAGGUACCAAGUGCGAAUGGGAAGAGGCUGUAGUAGGAACCAGAAUAGGAUUAAACUUUGGACCCAGGGAAGAGAUUAAUGUAAAUGGUGAUCAAAGACCAGGUACUGGGUCAAGCAUCCUCUCUGCUCUGCAGGAUUUAUCCUGGUUGUCCAAGUCCAAAGUAGAGAAGCAACUUCAGAUUAUAUCUGUGCUGCAAUGGGUCCUUACUUUCCUUGUCAUGGGUGUGGCAUGCACUGUAAUCCUCAUGUACAUACUCUGUACAGACUGCUGGGUGAUUGCAGCUGUGUACUUGGCAUGGCUGGUGUUUGACUGGAAUACUCCAAAGAAAGGUGGAAGAAGAUCCCAGUGGGUCAGAAACUGGGCCAUAUGGAGAUACUUCAGAGACUACUUUCCAGUACGGCUGGUAAAAACCCACAAUCUGCUGACCAACAGGAAUUACAUUUUUGGCUACCACCCACAUGGAAUUAUGGGCUUGGGUGCCUUCUGCAACUUCAGCACAGAAGCCACUGGUGUUGGCCAGAAGUUUCCUGGGAUCAGACCGUACCUUGCGACACUAGCUGGGAACUUUAGAAUGCCUAUUUUGAGGGAUUACUUAAUGUCUGGCGGUAUCUGUCCUGUGAACCGCGACAGCAUAGAUUACAUCCUGUCCAAGAACGGCAGUGGAAAUGCAAUUGUCAUUGUGGUUGGAGGAGCUGCAGAGUCCCUGAACUGCAUGCCAGGGAAGAACUCAGUGACUCUGAAAAAUCGGAAGGGAUUUGUGAAGCUGGCUCUACGACACGGAGCGGAUUUGGUCCCGGUGUAUUCGUUUGGCGAGAACGAUGUUUACAAGCAGGUGAUCUUCGAGGAGGGCUCCUGGGGAAGAUGGGUCCAGAAGAAGUUUCAGAAACACAUUGGUUUUGCUCCAUGCAUAUUCCAUGGCCGUGGCCUUUUCUCUUCCAACACCUGGGGAUUGGUACCUUAUUCCAAGCCCAUCACCACUGUUGUUGGGGAGCCUAUCACCAUUCCUAAAGUUGACCAUCCGAGCCAGAGGGAGAUAGACUUUUAUCACAGCAUGUAUGUGAGCUCUCUGAUUAGACUCUUUGACAAGUACAAGACUAAAUUUGGCCUGCCAGAGACUGAGGUAUUGGACAUCAACUGAGAGAACAACGUUUGACCUGGUGGUGACCUGCUCGAAAUCAGAGUUGGAGAUGAUGUCUCCAGAAGUCCACAUUGUUUUUGUUCUAUAAAGCUGAAAGCAUGUGUGGAUGGGUGUCUGUUUUUAAAGGAAAAAAAGUUGUUAAACUAGUCAAAUGUUAGACCUUUUUAAAAAUAAAAAAAAAUCUUGCUUCAGAUGCAUCCCAUUACAAAUUGCUAUCGCUAUCAAGAAGAACACUACAAUUUCCCACAGCUGUGGGAAUGAGGACAGAGGAAAACAUGAUUCCCAUUGUAAUCUGCUAUACAAUAUUUCUGAUGGCCAAUGAUGGACUUUAAAUAUUCCCACUGCUACAGAUUCUUACCAGCAGUGGCAGAUUCUGCUGGGAGAGUAGGGUCCAUUUAUUUUGCAACCCAAAGAAAGCACUUAUUUGAUUUGAUAGUGACCCCGGUAUUGUAGCUACAUUGCACAAGAACUGCUUUUAGAUGUCGUUACAUAGCACAAGGGCGUUUCUGGUUGGGAAAAGCCCCUUCUGAAAGCACAAACAAUGCAAUUUGAUGGUUGGGCCCUGUUUUUAUAGCUUCUGGUGUGCAUGGGGUUGGAAACCAAAAACUUGUAACUCCAAAAGACCAUGUUAUUUCCAUGCAGUAUAUAGUGUAUUUGGCACCCUAUUUUUUAAUUUUUGAAUGUCUUUAUAAACAGAUCUGACUUUAGAUGGUACUUGAAUGUGUGUUGUAUGAGAAUGUUGGAAGCGCUCAGUAUUAGCCAGCAAUACUUUAAACAAACUCUAGAAGUAUUGGGAGGUGCAAUUUUUAUGUGAAUGUAACAAUGGCCCUGAUCCUGCAAACACUCAGGGAUGUGCAGCAGGGUGAAUGCGACGGGGCUGUUCCUGUGCAUGAAGUGAUGCAUGUGUUUGCAAGAUCAGGGUCCACAUGUAAAGUUCAAAGAUGAGUUUAUAAAAAAUUAUAAUAUAUUCCAUGCUGUGAAUGUAAGGAAGUAGCCUUUCUGCACAGGAUAUACGUUUAUUGACUGUUUUUAAAUGUUUGUUUAUAAAAUGUUUACAUGGAUGUUGACACUGAUGCUUAUAGUGAGAUGAGGUGUGUGUGUGUGUGUGUGUGUGUGUGUGAUUUAAAACGUUGCACUACUGCAUGUGUAACCUGCCUUCUUCAACAGUUAAUUGUUGAAUGUAUUGAAGCUCUGAAAUGUGCCUUUGUAUUACGCAAGAGGACAGUCCUGGAAUCUUGCAUCACAACUAAAUGUUUCUCCUUUCCUAUUUGAUGGAAUAUUGUACCAUAUCCAAACUUUUUGUACAAAUUUAUAGAAAUAAAUUUGAGCAAAAAUAGUUCA